AUGUGCUUUCCGGAUAACAUGGCCGCCGCAAAUACCGGCGUCCGCACCUUUCCGUGGAUUCCUCCCGCAAACAGCCAAUCCCGUUCGGUCACGAACACCGCAAACGCGCCUACGGUCCGCAAAUUCCGCGCGAAGCGCUUCGCGAAGCUUCCGCGAAAAGGAUCGAACGAGCUGACCGAUUCGCUGCUCCUGACCGCGUGGCUGGCGACUGUGGCUCCUGCUACAUCCGACCGGCCCUCGAUCUUAUCCGAUGCUUCGUUACUGUCACCCUACGCUACAGUCAACUACUUCGCGUUCGGAUCGAAUCUCAAUCUGGAUCUGCUACAGCGGCGGUCAACGGGAGUCAACGCACCUGUAGCAGAGUUUCUGGGUUCACCUGUAGCAGGGAUUCUGGGUUCGGCUGUAGCAGAGGAGGAUCCGGUUUUAGCAGAGCCGGCGGUGGUGUACCACCAUCGCCUGGCGUUCAACGUGCGCGUGCUGCCGCCGUUCGAACCGGCUGUAGCGGCGAUUGAGCCAGUCGGAGAGACAAGGGCGGCUGUAGCGGGAAAUAGGCGGGAUAGAGUCGCGAUGACAAGACCGGCUGUAGCGAGAAAUGGGUUGGAUAGAGCCGCAGGGACCAGAACAGCUGUAGCGGGAAGUGAACAGGCUUUAGCGCAGAGCAGGGCGGCUGUAGCUGAGGCAGGCUCGGCUGUAGCGCGAAACGGGGCGGCUGUAGCGGGGAUGGAGGGCAGGGAGGCAAGUCCGAGCGUGCAUGGGCUGGUGGUGCAGAUGCGACGAAUCGACUACGAACGGCUCAUGUGGUCAGAGGGCAUUUCUCGCAACGAACAGCGACCCUACAUAGAGCACCUCGUUACAGCACACACUUACUCCGGCAGCACUGUACAGGCACUUACCCUCCGCGCCAAUCCCAAGAGCCCAUCGUUCCUCCCGCCUCACAAGGAGCUGCCCCCCUCUGCUCGCUACCGCGGGUUGUUGCUCAAAGGGGCCAGGAGAGCGGGUUUGCGGCGAGAGUAUGUGGAGGAGAUGAGGAGAGUCAUGGAUGGGAAUCGCCUGGACGGGUGGUGGCAGUGGUGGUGA
This is a messenger RNA of Closterium sp. Yama58-4, 1077 nucleotides long. The record is from the annotation of a GenBank genome assembly. NCBI's taxonomy places the organism in Eukaryota, Viridiplantae, Streptophyta, Zygnematophyceae, Desmidiales, Closteriaceae.